Molecule: messenger RNA, 887 nt
Organism: Rhipicephalus sanguineus (brown dog tick)
Lineage: Eukaryota; Metazoa; Arthropoda; Arachnida; Ixodida; Ixodidae
Exons: 6
Coding region: 160-606 (148 amino acids)
Source: RefSeq, a predicted model, not a curated record
AUAGAUGACGCCACUUACCCAGUCGUGAAGCGUUUUGUUCUUUUUAACUGGGGACGCACGGUAAACAGCUGGGUUGCCGCACGGAGAGACCGUGCCGUGAGGAUAGGUGGUGGCGACGAAUUUUAAUUUUUUAUAAAAUACAUACCCGUUUUGGCCCCAAUGUAUACUGUCUCGAAAGCACCUCACCACGUCUUCUCCAAGUCACGAAUAAUAGGGGCUCCGCCGAAAUUGGCCAAUACAGAAACGGCCGCCAACCACCGCAAAGCGACCACGACGAACGGAUUUUACCACAACGGGGAUGCUGAGGAAAUCAGGGGACCACGACCAGUUUUCUAUCAGACGAACAGCCGGCGGCUUCACUCGCCGUCGUCUCAUCGGCAACAGGAGCCCGUAACGCCGCAGCACGAAGAGCUAGCCCAGUAUCUCGGUGACUCGUGGAACAUGGUUCGCCGAGAGUACGAGCACGCGACCCAGCAAGCACAAAACUCCGCUCCGCAGGUCGUCUACAAGAAAGUGCAGCCAUCUCGAACACCUGACUUCGAGCCGUGCAACUUCGAGAGGAUCUGGGCGGAACACCACUACUGGAGCAUCGUGCAGUCCGCCUGAUUGGCGCUCACCACCCCGCUGCUGUUCUCCGCUGCUGCUGCCGCUGCCCUACGGCUCCACUGUCCCAGUCUUACUUUUUGUUUAUUUCGGGGACGCACCACGUGACCAGCGUCCCGUCGCCGCACAUCGAGCAGCUGCAGCCGCAUCAUGUCACGCGCCUCACGCGCACUUUUUUUUUCUGCGAGUCAUGGUCGUACACCAGUCUCGCGCGAGCGUCCGUGGCAGCUCUGUAAUAUACAUUAGGUAUAAAUAAAUUGUUACAGCGGAAUUUCUAGGAACAA